AUGUUCCCCUUGCCGAUGUUCACCCCGGAGCAGGUGGCGCGGGUGUGCGAAAACCUGGAGGAGACCGGGGACAUCGAGCGCCUCGGCCGGUUCCUCUGGUCCCUGCCGGCCGCGGUCCCCGGGUCCGCCGGGGAGGCCCUCAACCGACACGAGUCCGUGAUGCGUGCGCGGGCGCUGGUGGCGUUCCACGGAGGGAACUUCGAGGCGCUCUACCAGAUCCUCCAGAGUCACCGUUUUACGCGCGAAUCGCACGCCAAGCUGCAGGACCUGUGGCUGGACGCGCACUACCGGGAGGCGGAGAGACUCCGCGGGAGGCCGCUGGGACCCGUGGAGAAAUACAGGAUACGGAAGAAGUUCCCGCUGCCCCGCACCAUCUGGGACGGAGAGCAGAAAACGCACUGCUUUAAGGAGCGGACUCGCAGCCUUCUCAGAGAGUGGUACCUCCAGGACCCGUACCCCAACCCGUCCAGGAAACGCCACCUGGCCCAGGCCACGGGCCUCACGCCCACGCAGGUCGGCAACUGGUUCAAGAACCGGCGCCAAAGGGACCGAGCCGCGUCGGCCAAGAACAGACUUCAGCAGGAUCCCUCCAUCCUGCCCUCUGAUAACUCCCCCGAAGGUUCCCUUCAGGAGCACCGCCACCACCAUCCCCACCUCAUGUCGGCCUCCCCCCGCUGUCCGGCCAGCCCCGAGGCCAGUGACUGCAGCACGGGGACCGAGCGCCGGGAAACUGGGGCCUCAACGCCCGAGAUCUCCGUCAGCAGUGACAGCGAGUUUGAGCCGUGA
Messenger RNA from Lampris incognitus (smalleye Pacific opah), 786 nucleotides. It is a transcript of the gene six7, whose product is annotated as SIX homeobox 7. The transcript is spliced from 3 exons. Gene Ontology annotation, biological process: eye development; regulation of transcription by RNA polymerase II. Bases 1 to 786 code for a protein of 261 amino acids. Lineage: Eukaryota; Metazoa; Chordata; Actinopteri; Lampriformes; Lampridae. Gene Ontology annotation, cellular component: transcription regulator complex; nucleus. The record is from RefSeq and is a predicted model, not a curated record. Gene Ontology annotation, molecular function: DNA-binding transcription factor activity, RNA polymerase II-specific; RNA polymerase II cis-regulatory region sequence-specific DNA binding.